CAACAGCAAAUGCGACAAUCCAUCCCAUAAGUCGACGUAGGAUGCAAUAGACUUCUCAAUUCGACGUACCUCUACUUCACUCGGACGGCAGUGGCCGAGUCGCCCAUAAUGGCCUUGCAGCCCUCCCCUCAAGCGAUGGAGUAUCCAUUCGCAACCUCACCAGACAUCCUCCGAACACACCAGAAAGACGCCUACAUCACUGGUACACUCUCUACACAAGCCUCCACAAUACUACGCGCGCUGCUCGGCGCCCGGUUCGCGCACAAGUAUUCCGAUGCGACCAACCACCUAAGCGAACUUCUCUAUCUAUGCGUGACGACUCUGCUGGGCAACCGGACACUGGGCGAAGAAUACUGCGAUGUGAUCCAGGUGGAAGACGACACUCUCCGACUUGCCGGACUAGGUCGACGUGUAGGAUACAUUUCCAGCAUCAUUUUUGCGCCUUGGAUGCUGGGGAAGACGUUGCCGGCCUUGAGACGGAAACUGCGCAGUAAGCUGGAAUGGAAUGUCGAGCACGCCCAACAGCGGGGAACGAGUGCACAGACACGAGCGCUGAAGGUCCAGGAAUAUAUCCUGAAACACAUCGAUACUUUUACAUCGCCGAACCCCAUAUACGCGCUCAGUCUUACGACCUUUUACUUCACGGGAGCGUACUACCACCUUUCGAAACGAUUGUUCCGGCUACGAUACGUGUUCACCAAGCAGAUAAAGCCUGACGAGCAAAGAGUUGGAUACGAGGUGUUGGGCGUGCUGCUGGUGCUGCAGAUGGCGGUACAGUCAAUCUUGCAUGUUCGGGAGACGUACCAUGAAGCCACAGCCCAGACGGCAAUGAUGGGCGACGCCGAACAAUCGGCAACGGCCAUGGUUGGUAAGGGUGUCGAGAUACCGCUGGGGUCGACGCUGGGCUACUCACCUACGCAUCUGCUUGCGGAUAUGGACACGCCACACAAGCUCCCCCCAGGGCUGUCAGCCAGUACUGCGACUCCUGUGCUUGAAGGUGCACGUUACGACCUGAAGGACUCGGAGCUCAUGGCGUGGAUCCCGGAAGGUCAGCAACGGAAAUGUACGUUAUGUCUAGAACCAUUUCGUGAUCCUAGUGCGACCACGUGCGGUCAUGUCUUCUGCUGGACUUGUGUGCAAGAUUGGGUCAAGGAGAAGGCUGAAUGCCCUCUCUGCAGGCAGAGCGUGCUUCCUCAAAAGGUGCUCCCAUUGAGGUAGCCAUCACCAGUACGAGAAACGCAUCUUUAGCAAGCGAGACAUGACUUUUGAUGAUCAUAUUUAUGUACUAUGCAUUUUAAUUACUCAG
Messenger RNA from Exophiala viscosa, 1306 nucleotides. RefSeq names its product Pex12 amino terminal region-domain-containing protein. The record is from RefSeq and is a predicted model, not a curated record. The coding region runs from base 109 to 1218 and encodes 369 amino acids. The transcript has a single exon. Gene Ontology annotation, cellular component: peroxisomal membrane. Gene Ontology annotation, molecular function: zinc ion binding. NCBI's taxonomy places the organism in Eukaryota, Fungi, Ascomycota, Eurotiomycetes, Chaetothyriales, Herpotrichiellaceae. Gene Ontology annotation, biological process: protein import into peroxisome matrix.